AUAUUCAUUACCUUAUAAAGUCUCACCAGAAAUGUCAAUACAUCCACUGUUCCUUCCAGAAAUCCUAGAACAAGUAAAAUGGUGUAGGAGUGCUAUUCCGUUGCUCUGGGAAAAGCCUUUUGAGGCUGAUCUUAAGAAGUGCAUUAAGGUUGUUUCUUUGCUGGUCGCGAUUUUGGAGAGCAACAAUUCAAAGACGAUAUCGCGAAAGAAACAUCAAAGUAAUUGCAAAUAUUCAAUGACGUAUGACAGCACAAAUAAUUUGCGUAAAGUUAAAACAAUCCUACGUUCCACUAAAAACAGUUCAAUGUCCUCUCAUCAUAACCC
Messenger RNA from Acaulospora morrowiae, 324 nucleotides. The record is from the annotation of a GenBank genome assembly. NCBI's taxonomy places the organism in Eukaryota, Fungi, Glomeromycota, Glomeromycetes, Diversisporales, Acaulosporaceae.